UGACAGACGUUGCUAAUCUUUGGUUUCUUGAUGGUCGUCUGCAUGUCUGCAUGGUCUGCAUCGGCCUGAAACGUUUGUUUCUGUGGUUCAAUGGGAAAGCUGGAAUUGGUACAAAGUCUGUUAGGUCAUGAAGGUCGUGUUUGGGAUGUUUGCUGGCAUCCACAGGGUAACACAUUAGCAUCUUGUGGUGAGGACAAAACCAUUCGCAUCUGGGGGAGGGAAGGUUCUAAAUGGGUCAACAAGACUGUUCUAGCUGAUGGACAUCAGAGAACAAUUCGAGAGAUAGCAUGGUCUCCAUGUGGAAAUUAUUUGGCCUCUGCAAGCUUUGAUGCAACAACUGCAAUCUGGGAUAAGAAAACUGGGCAGUUUGAAUGUAAUGCCACAUUAGAAGGUCAUGAAAAUGAGGUUAAAAGUGUUGCAUGGGCCAAAUCAGGUCAGCUGUUAGCAACUUGUAGCAGAGAUAAAAGUGUGUGGGUGUGGGAGGUUGCAGAUGAUGAUGAGUACGAAUGUGCAGCUGUGUUGAAUGCUCACACGCAGGAUGUAAAGAAGGUGGUAUGGCAUCCACACUUAGAUAUUCUUGCUUCUGCUAGCUAUGAUAAUACUAUAAAGCUCUUUAAAGAAGAUGUAGCAGAUCAUGACUGGAUUUGUACUGCAACAUUAGAUUCUCAUGAGUCUACUGUUUGGAGUGUGGCAUUUGACAGCACUGGAACUCGCCUUGCAAGUUGCAGCGAUGAUCGAACUGUGAAGAUAUGGCAGGAAUAUCGUCCUGGGAAUACGGAAGGAAUUGUGACACCUAGCAAUGAACCUGUUUGGAAAUGUGUGUGUACUCUAUCUGGUUUUCACAGCCGCACUGUGUACGACAUUUCAUGGUGCCAUAACACAGGACUGAUUGCAACUGCUUGUGGUGAUGAUAUCAUUAGAAUUUUUAAGGAAACAGAAGAUUCUGAUCCAAAUGAACCAACGUUUGUUUUGUACCAUACUUGUCAUAAGGCUCAUGCUCAGGAUGUCAAUUCAGUUAUGUGGAAUCCAAGUGUUCCUGGUCUUUUGGCUUCAGCAAGUGAUGAUGCUGAAGUAAAACUGUGGCAGUUCACAGAGUGAAUGUGUUUAGAAAUAUUCAUACGUGUAUGAUGUCCAGAAUAUUGUUGUAUUAUUUGGUUGUGUAGUUCGCAAAAUUCCUUCAAGGAGCAUUAUGCACACUGAUGAUUGACAUAUAUGUAGUUUCAAGAUACCAAUUUUUUGUAGGUAUUGGGCAUAAUUUUAAUUAUGUUUUUGUUCUCCGUCAAUUUUAAGUUCACACAUUUUAUCCAUUCAUGAUUAAUGAUGUGGCAGUUGUUUGAGAAAUACUGUUAUUCUUUCUAAUGGCAGCCUAUGAUAUAAUAGCCAGUUACUUCAGAACUGUAGGUCUUUAUUAAACAUAUAUACAUGUGCUAAUUCUUAGAAUAAUCAAAUAAAUAUGGCCAUUCAUAAG
Cryptotermes secundus is the source of this 1468-nucleotide messenger RNA. It is a transcript of the gene Ciao1, whose product is annotated as probable cytosolic iron-sulfur protein assembly protein Ciao1. Gene Ontology annotation, molecular function: protein binding. Lineage: Eukaryota; Metazoa; Arthropoda; Insecta; Blattodea; Kalotermitidae. Bases 91 to 1098 code for a protein of 335 amino acids. The record is from RefSeq and is a predicted model, not a curated record. The transcript is spliced from 2 exons. Gene Ontology annotation, biological process: iron-sulfur cluster assembly. Gene Ontology annotation, cellular component: cytosolic [4Fe-4S] assembly targeting complex.